Molecule: messenger RNA, 1767 nt
Organism: Camellia sinensis
Lineage: Eukaryota; Viridiplantae; Streptophyta; Magnoliopsida; Ericales; Theaceae
Source: RefSeq, a predicted model, not a curated record
CAUAGUAGCAAUAAAAUACUAUACAUCAACAUCAUGAAUCAUCAUCAUCACCCAUCAUUCAAUUCUGUCUCACUUUCACAUACACACGCGCACACACCCAAUCUCCCCUCUCUCUCCCUCUUUCUCUCUCAGUAGCUCGCUCACUCACUGAAUUCCACUCACACCCCCACAAUCAUCUCUGCUUCACUCCAGAGAAGAGACCAAAAAUGGCUACUUGUUCCAAUUCCCAUUUUACCCCUCUCACAUUCCUCUAUUUCCUUCUCUUCACUUCCACUUGUCCCUCCAUUUCAUCAGCCCUAAACAUCACCAAUCUCCUCUCCUCCUACUCCGAUCUCUCCUCCUUCUCCAACCUCCUCACCACCACCUCCGUCGCCACCGAUCUGACCCACCGCUCCUCCCUCACCCUCCUUGUCGUCCCCAACUCCUUCCUCCUCUCCUCCGAUCUGACCCACCACCCCUCCACCAUCUCCAUCCCCGACAUCCUCCGCUACCACGUCCUCCUCGAAUUCCUCUCUUGGUCCGACUUCCUCCACAUUCCCCCCUCUGGCAAACUCAUCACCACUCUCUACCAGACCACCGGCCGCGCCACCAACAACUUCGGCUCCCUCAACAUCACCCACGACCCCACCACCAACACCGUCCAAGUCCGCUCCCCCUCCUCCUCUUCCUCCGCCGCCAACGCCACCGUACUCUCUCUCAUCAAGACCCUUCCCUACAAUAUCAGCAUCUUCUCUGUCAAUUCACUCCUAAUCCCAUCUGGGUUCGAUCUAAUGGCCUCCGAGACUCGUCCCCCAUUGGGUCUCAACAUCACCAAAGCCCUCAUCGAUGGCCACAACUUCAACGUCGCUGCUUCCAUCCUCGCCGCCUCCGGCGUCGCCGACGAGUUUGCUCAGGACGAAGGCGGCGCCGGAAUCACCCUCUUCGUCCCUACCGACGACGCGUUUUCCGAUCUCCCUGCGACGGCGAGUUUCCAAUCGCUUCCCGCCGAUGAGAAAGCCACGGUGCUGAGAUUUCACGUUCUCCACUCGUACUACCCUCUCGGCUCCCUCGAAUCGAUUGUGAACCCGGUUCAACCCACCUUGGCCACGGAGGACAUGGGUGCCGGACGGUUCACACUGAACAUUUCUAGGGUUAAUGGGUCGGUGGCGAUCGAUACAGGAAUCGUUCAGGCUUCGGUGACACAGACUGUGUCUGAUCAAAACCCAGUUGCGAUUUUUGGGGUUUCGAGAGUUUUGUUGCCGAGAGAGAUAUUUGGGAAGAACCCAAUCGUUGAUAUUGCCGCUGGUGGCGCUCAGCCCCCUGAUGUUUCAUUAUCACCGGAGAAUUCGCCGGAAUUGUAUGGGCCACCGAGUCAUUUGUUAUCGCCGCUGGGUCAAGAAAUCCGAUCCGAAGCGGCCGGGAAUGGCGUACAGAGAUUCGUUCUUGCUCUUUGUUGUAUAGCGUUGUAUCUAUAGGUACGAGAUUGAUCAUUUCUCAUCAUAAUUAUUAAUUUUUUCUUUCUUUUUUUUUCUGAGUUUGUUUGUGUAUUUUUGCGAUUGAUUACCAUACGAGUAAUUGAAUAUGGGGGUUACAAAAUUAGCCUCUUUUUUUUUUUUUUUUUUUUUUUUUUAUGAUGAUGAUGAUGUUCGUUGUGUUGAUUUUGAAAUAAUUUAGAUGAAAGAGGACCAAUUUUGCUUCUAGAUUUGCAUUUUGUUGUUGUAAAAAGAUGAUCAAUGUUAUCAACUCAAUUGUGGAUUUUGAAUAAGCAUAUAUUUGGGUUUCUUUCUA